Molecule: messenger RNA, 2285 nt
Organism: Psammomys obesus (fat sand rat)
Lineage: Eukaryota; Metazoa; Chordata; Mammalia; Rodentia; Muridae
Gene: Islr
Product: immunoglobulin superfamily containing leucine rich repeat
Exons: 2
Coding region: 330-1616 (428 amino acids)
Molecular function (GO): protein binding
Source: RefSeq, a predicted model, not a curated record
CACAGAUGAACAACCCCAAAUCUGGCCUCUUUUCCCCUCCAGUGUCUAGUGUCAUUUGUGAGGCAGGGUCCCUGUUGCUAAAACUCAUUUUUGUUUUGUUGAAAGGCGUCUAGGCUGAACAGACCUUCCCUGCAGCCCCUGCUCAGAGCUGUCCCAGACACGGUGUUCAGCAGGGUGUGCAAAACAGCCAGCCCCUUCUUCCAGCAUCCAGGUCCUGCCCCAGCAAUCCUGGUCCUGUGGACUUGCAAGCAAUCCAGUCCUUUGGUGCUCUGGUUCCAUCUUAAAAGAGGCUCAGCUUGACUUCAGAAGAACAGUUUGGAGGAGGUACCAUGCGGGCACUGUGCCUGCUUUGCUGGGCUGUUCUCCUGAACCUGGUGCAAGCUUGUCCAGACCCUUGUGACUGUGGGGAGAAGUAUGGCUUCCAGAUUGCAGACUGUGCCUACCGUGACCUUGAGGGUGUGCCACCGGGCUUCCCGGCCAACGUGACCACACUGAGCCUGUCAGCCAACAGGCUGCCAGGCCUGCCGGAGGGAGCCUUCAGGGAGGUGCCCCUUCUGCAGUCGCUGUGGCUGGCACACAACGAGAUCCGCUCGGUGGCUGUUGGUGCUCUGGCCCCUCUGGGUCAUCUCAAGAGUCUGGACCUCAGUCACAACCUCAUCUCUGAGUUUGCCUGGAGUGACCUGCAUAAUCUCAGUGCUUUGCAGUUGCUCAAGAUGGACAGCAACGAGUUGUCUUUCAUCCCCCGAGACGCCUUCCGCAGCCUCCAUGCCCUGCGCUCUCUGCAGCUCAAUCACAACCGCCUGCACGCUCUGGCCGAGGGCACCUUUGCACCACUCACCGCACUGUCCCACUUGCAGAUCAAUGACAACCCUUUUGACUGCACCUGCGGCAUUGUGUGGUUCAAGACCUGGGCCCUGGCCACAGCAGUUUCUAUUCCAGAGCAGGACAACAUCGCCUGUACUUCGCCCCAUGUGCUAAAGGGUACCCCACUGAGCCGCCUGCCACCCCUGCCCUGCUCAGCACCCUCAGUGCAGCUAAGCUACCAGCCCAGCCAGGACGGAGCAGAGCUGCGGCCUGGCUUCGUGCUGGCUCUUCACUGCGACGUGGAUGGACAGCCAGUCCCCCAGCUUCACUGGCAUAUUCACACCCCCGGCGGCACCGUGGAGAUCACCAGUCCUAAUGUAGGCACUGAUGGACGUGCCCUGCCUGGUGCCCUUGCGGCCAGUGGGCGGCCACGCUUCCAAGCCUUUGCCAACGGCAGCCUGCUUAUCCCUGACUUUGGCAAGCUGGAGGAGGGCACUUAUAGCUGCCUGGCCACCAAUGAACUAGGCAGUGCUGAGAGCUCUGUGAACGUGGCACUGGCCACUCCAGGUGAGGGAGGAGAGGAUGUAGUGGGGCGCAAGUUCCACAGCAAAGCAGUGGAGGGCAAGGGCUGCUACACGGUUGACAAUGAGGUACAGCCAUCCGGACCCGAGGACAAUGUGGUUAUCAUCUAUCUCAGCCGUGCUGGGCCCCCAGAGGCUGCCAUAGCCGCGGAGGGGAAGCCUGCGCAGCAGCUCUCAGGCAUGCUGUUGCUAGGCCAAAGCCUGCUUGUUCUCUUCCUUGCCUGCUUCUAGCCACACCCUGCCCCGGCUGGCUCGAGCAGCCCCAGGGCCUUCCUAACUCCUCCUGACCAUGUUCCUGCCAAUGUUCCUACUAAUGAGGUCUGGAAUUGGUGAGGCCUGAGGUUGGCCUGGGGACUUCACAUUUUCCUACCUCCCUUUCUAAGCCCUUCCAGGCCACUCAUUGCUCCAACUUGCUGAUCUGCUCAGAGGGCAACUGGUACAGAACUGUAUCCCAGAACUCUUUGUCUCUGGUGCUAAUUGCUGCUAAUAGUAUUGCCUAUGCUCCUAUCAGGGCAGCAUGCUAACAGGGCAACAAUGAUGCCACUUUGAGAGUUCUAGGCACUGAGAUAAGGAGCUUGGGGAGGCCAUCAAGGUUGCACUGGGGCUGGGCUGGAAGGGAACCUGGAAUGGCCAGUAUAGGAUCUGGAAAAGAGGUACCACAGGCAAGGGCUAGGAAAGCUAAAAGCUCUCCCUGUCCUCCUAAUGCUCUCUAUUGAGAUGUGGAAAUUGUGCCUGGCUGUGCCUCUCUCUCCCCUCUCACCCCAAACCCCACAGUUUCUGCCUGUCUCUUGAGACACUUGCUCUUCCUUUCUUUCCAAGUAUGCACCAGUAGCCUGUCCCUCCAGAGAAGCUAGCCAGUCUGAAAUAAACAUAAGAAAUAAGCAGAAGAAAUAAACAACA